AUGCCCUCAGAAACGGUUGAAAUGUCCCAUGCAACCCGCGAUAUCUUAUUGAGGGUCAGGAAGAUGAUCCCGCCUAUGCUCGACAAAUUCCACAAAGGACAGAUGGGCCGCAUAGCAGUAAUAGGAGGCAGCGAAGACUACACCGGCGCCCCUUACUUCUCUGCCAUGGCUUCUGCUAAGCUCGGGGCCGACAUGAGCCAUGUAAUCUGUGAACCGCAGGCAGCACAGGUAAUCAAAACCUACUCCCCAAACCUAAUGGUGCACCCACUCAUGCGACAAUCCUCGCACGCCUCUGCCGAAACAACCUCGUCUUCCAUCGCCGCCACCAUCAUCGACAUGCUACCCCGCCUACAUGUCCUCGUUAUCGGGCCUGGAUUAGGAAGAGAUACACUUAUGCAGGAUACAUGCGCGCACGUAAUCAAAGCAGCGAGGGAGAAGAAGAUGCCGUUUGUGCUGGAUGCUGAUGGGUUAGCUCUGGCGCAGUCGAAACCGGAGCUGGUGCAGGGAUAUAAAGAGUGCAUUUUGACGCCGAAUGUAGUUGAGUUUGGGAGGUUGUGUAAGAGUCAGGGGAUUGAUACCAAGGGGCUGGGGGAUGCGGAGGGAGCGGAAAAGCUGGCGAAGGCAUUUGGAGGUGUUACGAUUAUAAGGAAGGGGAAGGAGGAUUAUGUUACUAAUGGAGAGAAGACGUAUAUUAGUGAUAUUGAGGGCGGGUUGAAGAGGAGUGGGGGACAGGGGGAUACGCUGACGGGGAGUUUGGCUACGUUUCUAGGGUGGAGAAAGGCAUAUUUGGAUGGGUUGUGGGAGCAUGAGGGGGAUUUGGAUGAAGUGGAGUUGCUGGCUUUGGCUGCUUUUGGUGGUAGUGCUCUUACGAGGGAAUGUUCGAAACUGGCUUUCUCGAAGAAAGGACGGAGUAUGCAGGCAAGUGAUUUGACUGAAGAAGUUCAUGUUGCAUUCAUAAACCUCUUUGAUGAGCCAACGCCAAAAUUGUAA
Lachnellula hyalina is the source of this 990-nucleotide messenger RNA. Its product is annotated as ATP-dependent (S)-NAD(P)H-hydrate dehydratase. The record is from RefSeq and is a predicted model, not a curated record. Gene Ontology annotation, biological process: metabolite repair. NCBI's taxonomy places the organism in Eukaryota, Fungi, Ascomycota, Leotiomycetes, Helotiales, Lachnaceae. The transcript is spliced from 4 exons. The coding region runs from base 1 to 990 and encodes 329 amino acids. Gene Ontology annotation, molecular function: ATP-dependent NAD(P)H-hydrate dehydratase activity.